Messenger RNA from Anopheles maculipalpis, 3661 nucleotides. It is a transcript of the gene Snrk, whose product is annotated as probable serine/threonine-protein kinase MARK-A. The record is from RefSeq and is a predicted model, not a curated record. Gene Ontology annotation, molecular function: ATP binding; protein serine/threonine kinase activity; tau-protein kinase activity. Gene Ontology annotation, biological process: microtubule cytoskeleton organization; intracellular signal transduction; protein phosphorylation. Bases 26 to 3661 code for a protein of 1211 amino acids. Gene Ontology annotation, cellular component: cytoplasm. The transcript has 9 exons. Lineage: Eukaryota; Metazoa; Arthropoda; Insecta; Diptera; Culicidae.
ACGAUAACACACACCCGGCCUUACCAUGCAGCGCACGUUUGGUGGCCUUUCGGCGGCCAAUCGCGCUGGUGUCUACGAUGGUAAAAUUGCGGGUUUGUACGAUCUGGAGGAAACGCUCGGUUCGGGCCAUUUUGCCGUGGUAAAGCUGGCACGCCACGUGUUUACCGGCGAAAAGGUGGCGGUGAAGGUAAUUGAAAAGACUAAACUGGACGACAUCUCGCGUGCUCACCUAUUCCAGGAAGUGCGGUGCAUGAAACUGGUCCAACAUCCAAAUGUAGUGCGGCUGUACGAGGUCAUAGAUACGCAGACGAAAUUGUACCUCAUACUGGAGUUGGGGGAUGGGGGCGAUCUGUACGAUUACAUUAUGCGCCACGAGAAGGGUCUGUCGGAAAAUGUGGCCCGCGAGUACUUCCGGCAGAUUGUGCGUGCCAUCUCCUACUGUCAUCAGUUGCACGUGGUGCACAGAGAUCUGAAACCUGAGAAUGUGGUGUUCUUUGAAAAGCUGGGCGUAGUCAAGCUAACCGAUUUUGGCUUUAGUAAUAAAUUCUGCCCAGGGCAGAAACUGGAGACAUCCUGCGGUAGUUUAGCAUACUCGGCACCGGAAAUCUUACUUGGCGACUCGUAUGACGCACCGGCAGUUGAUGUAUGGUCGCUGGGUGUGAUACUGUUCAUGUUGGUUUGUGGUCAUCCGCCGUUUCAAGAAGCAAAUGACUCCGAAACAUUGACCAUGAUUAUGGAUUGCAAGUACACAAUGCCUGCGCACGUGUCGGAUGGUUGCCGGAAUCUCAUCAGUAAGAUGCUUGUUCGAGAGCCCGAGAAACGUGCCACACUGCAACAGAUCGCCAUCGAUGAAUGGCUGAUGGAGGGUAGCUGUGAAGAGACGCCGGAAAAUUUGCCCCUUGUUAGCCGGGAGCAAGUUAGUGAGGAAGACCAUACGUUGAUCAUACAGAAAAUGAUUAACGGAAAAAUUGCUACCAAAGAGGAAAUUUUAGAAGCUUUAGAUCGUAACGAGUACAAUCACAUAACGGCGACAUAUUUUUUGUUGGCGGAGCGAAAACUUCGCGCUCACCGGCAGGAGGAGGCACAGAAACGGAAACCGGAGCUUUCGUUGCCGGUUUCGAACACUACAAGGCUGCUUCAAAGUUUUAAGAAAAAUGAAGCAAACGACGAUGAAGAUUCACACGACGGACUAUUAUCAACGCGAUUGGGGAUGCAUUUGAGCGUACCCAGGACGCCGGGCACGGAAACGGGACAGACCGGCCGUAGUCGAAAAUGUAGCAUUGUGCAGGAAGAGGAGGACGAUGAGGAUGACGUUCACUGUGCUGGCCAUGAGGAACUGUCAACGCCUCUGAACAGGAGAGGUUCACGUUCGGAAGGACGCAUCAACCUAACAGUGCAGGACCGGAUAGCAGAGUCGGAGCGGCUAAAGCUUGAAGCAAAAAAGUAUCAACAGUCGGAGCAGCACCAACACCGACUAAGCGUCAGUGAUGAUCACGAGAAAGGAUCAACCACGGAUCAUGUGGAUGGCAGCGGUGCUGACAGUGAUCAUCAUCAGCGUGCGGCGGUGUUACAGAAUCCACAAAUUUCGCCCCUUCUCGGUGGAAUCGGCAAUGUUACGCUAGUAACAAGCGAAAACAGCAGUACGAAAGAACGGUUAGGAAUAGCUGGUGGUGGAUUGCAUCGGAAACAGAUGCCGGAGCUGAAGCGACAUGUCGGCGGUAGUAUCGAUUCGAAAAAGUCAUCCGUACUAAAGCCAACGCUGGUUAAAAUUACGGACGGUUCGGGCGUUAGGUCGGGAUCGUUUGAUCAAUGCAUGCGCGGUAUAUGCAACAGUGGUGGAGAGCUAGUUACGACGAAGAUAAUCACUGACAGCUCGACGAUAACGAUACCGAUUCCAACGCUCAACAUCGUUACCUCUUCCACGAUACCAAAAUAUAAGACGAUGCCGUCACCAACGAGGUCAAACGCAAUCCUUACCUCGACGACGAACUGUCUGAACGAAAUUUUCGAAGAAGGCACGGACGUUGGAAGCUCGGAUAGUACGAGCACGACACCGCGCCCAGUCAUACGUAGCCAGUUUGUGGCGGCACGUCAGCAGAGCCAACCGACGGGAAAUGGAAACAGUGUCGGUGGUGUGGGUAGCAGUGUUACAUCGGCCGGUUCGGGAAACAAUCCUCACCGAAGAACCAAGUUCAACAAAUCGCGUACGGCGUCCUGUAGCAGUUCGGAUGCGUCGGACGAUGAUUCGGAGAAUCGGAAGAAGCGGGCACACAAAAUAGUCGAUGCCACGAUCAAACCACUAUCCCAGCGAAGGGACUCGCAUGACGAUUCGAGUGAUUCGCAGGACCAGGGAAGCAAUGUGGCGGGCGGUGGUGGUGCGGGAAAACCACAAAUCAAAGGUAUAUCAGGAACUGCAAAUGGUGGCACUACUAGCAACGGUGGUACUGAUGGUGGUGGAGGCGGUAGCAGAGGUGGAACGGCAGAUGAUAAGCACGGGACAAACAGUCGACAGAAAGCAUCCCAGCAAGUAGACUUUCGGCGGCACCGUGGUCGAAGAAGACCGGUCGAAACACGAUUACGCGAAAGUCAGUCACUCAAUCGUAUUACGGAGGUGCAGGAAUCGGAAGUCGGUGGUGUGCAUUCGGUGACACAACACUUGGCCAGUAGUACAGUCGUCGGCACACCGUUGGUAACGAUGGUGACUUCCAAUGGUGCCGUCUCGAAAUUGGCAGCGGACUCUAGCGCGAAUGGUACGUCUAACGAAAAGCCUGCUGAUGGUGCGUGCGGUGAUAAUUCGUCCGCAGAUCGGCCAUGUGAUGGAAUCGAACCCGAGACUGUGGUGAACAGGGAAGCGAUCAAACCGAGCAACACGAAAAAAUCACAAUCAACAAAAACGUCAUCAUCACCGCGACAGUCGCACCAUCACCAUGGGUCAUCCAAACCGAAAGGACUAAGUGCGAGAAUAUUCCACACGUUCAAGAAGCAACCGGCAGCAGCAGCAGCGACAACUACGACAGCAGCAUCUGGCGGUGCGGCAAGUGCGAUGGUGGAUCCACCGUCUACCGGGUCAGCUGACGAUAUAGAGAUCGUGGUGGAGUUGGCAAAAGCUCUGAAAGAUGCAUCAGCGGAAAGUACCAAGAAUGCUGGCAACACGAAGAAAAUAAAGAUUCUUGGACGCUAUUUCCAGGUGCACAAGAAAAUUUAUGUCCCACUGUCCGGUUUGUUCCAGCGAGGUCGCCUUUACAAAGCACAAUCCUGUGGUUCGAUCGUCCGUGACAAGGUUAACGUCAAUCCGAACGGUCCGGGUGGCGGAUCGCACGCGAACACUACCGGCCGCCAUUCGACGAUAUUCAGCGAAAAGAAUCGUAUCAUUAAAAAUUGUCUCGGUAGUAGCGGCGAUCCCGGAGCUCGCCAUCUUGGAAGUGACGGUGACAUAAAUCAUAACGGUGGAUCGCAUCCUCACCAUCUUCAUCAUCAUAGUAGCAGCGGGUUUCUGGCCUCACUCUCGACCAGUGCACCGACCGCCGAGGUGCUUGUCCGCGGUGCUUCACCAGUCGAGCUAGUCUCAUCAAACGGGCGGCGUUCCAGUAUCGUCGAUCAUGCGGCCGUACUCAGUGCUGCCGCCGUCACAACACCGCCUGUCCCAAUCAAAACGGCGUAG